AUGGUAGAUACUUUUGGUCUGCAAAAUAAUGACUGGGUUAGCAUUCAAUAUGCUAGGAAGAAAAAUUGGGCUAGCUCUUACUUGAUGGAUAAAUUUUGUGUUGGGAACAAUGAAAUGGUUGCCCAAUUCAAGACUAUCUAUGGUGAAGCUGUGUUGACCACCGGUUUAACCAAUCUUGAACAUAGUGCUGCAGAAGCAUACAUGAAGGAAAUAUACGGGUUGGUUAAAAAGGAGAUUCAGGCCAUGGUUGCACUUGAGUUAAUAAAAGAUCGAAGUAUAUCCACAACAAUGAUUUAUAAGGUGUAUCAUAAUGAGAAUAGGGAUCGCUUGUACACUGUUAUGUAUGAUCGCAAUGACAAGAAUAUAGAGUGUGAAUGCAAAAGAUGGAAUAGUGAGGGAAUUCCUUGUAGACAUAUGUUUUGUGUCAUGAAACGAGAAGGCUAUAAAGAAAUUCCAGAAAAGCUCAUUUUAAAGAGAUAG
Molecule: messenger RNA, 480 nt
Organism: Arachis stenosperma
Lineage: Eukaryota; Viridiplantae; Streptophyta; Magnoliopsida; Fabales; Fabaceae
Product: protein FAR1-RELATED SEQUENCE 4-like
Exons: 2
Coding region: 1-480 (159 amino acids)
Biological process (GO): regulation of DNA-templated transcription
Molecular function (GO): zinc ion binding
Source: RefSeq, a predicted model, not a curated record